Messenger RNA from Danio aesculapii, 802 nucleotides. RefSeq names its product adipogenesis associated, Mth938 domain containing (gene aamdc). The record is from RefSeq and is a predicted model, not a curated record. Lineage: Eukaryota; Metazoa; Chordata; Actinopteri; Cypriniformes; Danionidae. Bases 75 to 443 code for a protein of 122 amino acids. Gene Ontology annotation, biological process: positive regulation of fat cell differentiation. The transcript has 4 exons. Gene Ontology annotation, cellular component: cytoplasm.
GUGUGUCCCCGCGUCACAUGAAGAGAAACACAACGCACAGGGAAGAUUGAGUUGCGGGCCGAGCAAAGCAGAUCAUGUCGUCUCCAGAAAUUGCUUCCUUAUCCUGGGGCCACAUGAAGGUCAAAGGUUGCUCCACAUCCUAUAAAGACUGUAAAGUGUGGCCUGGUGGCAGCCGUGCCUGGGACUGGCGUGAAACCGGCACAAAUCAUCAUCCAGGGGUCCAGCCGUCUGACCUGGAGGAGAUUUUGAGGAAAGGAGUGCAGACGCUGGUCAUAGGAAGAGGGAUGAGUGAAGCUCUGCAGGUUCCUCCGUCCACCUUAGAUUACGCGAAGAAGCAGGGAGUCGACGUCCGGGUGUUUCAGACGGAGCAGGCUGUCAGAGAAUACAACGCUUUAGCAGGAAAAGGAGAAAAAGUGGGCGGUGUUUUCCACUCCACCUGCUGAAGACAACCUGCUAAUGUUUACUACGGUGUUAAAUGUGCCUUACUCUUCAAACGAACACGGUUUUCUUAAUAUAAGCUUCAUCAUUUGGAUUCUGGAUUGUUUUCUUUGUGUUAAUGAAAAUGAAAACAAUUGUGCUCUGAAAAUAACAUGAGCACACUCAUACACAAGAGAUACAAAUAAACAAAAUGGUUUAUUUUGGAUAAGACAUAACAGUGGAAAACAUCUGAUUUUUGUGUUGGCUGUUAAUUGCAGAUAUGUACACUACAGCUCAAAAUUUCAGGAUCAGGAUUUAUUUCAAUCUGCUGACCAAGACUGCAUUUAUUUGAUCCAAAAAUACAAUAAAACAACAUCAAACUGUU